AUGGAAGCUCACGGCGGAGGUCUCCGCCGCGUCCUGGUGCUAGCCUUCUGCGUUGCCGGAAUCUGGUCGGCGUAUAUCUACCAAGGCAUUCUUCAGGAAACACUGUCAACGAAACGAUUCGGUCCAGACGGUGAGAGAUUUGAACACCUAGCAGUUUUGAACUUGGCGCAGAAUGUAGUGUGUUUAAUCUGGUCAUUUAUAAUGAUACAGGUGUGGGGUGGUGGAAUUUCUGGUGGUGCUCCUUGGUGGUCUUAUUGGAGUGCUGGUAUUACUAACACCAUUGGUCCUGCUAUGGGAAUUGAAGCUUUGAAGUAUAUUAGUUACCCUGCUCAGGUGCUGGCAAAGUCCUCAAAAAUGAUUCCAGUUAUGCUGAUGGGUUCACUCGUAUAUGGUAUAAGAUACACCAUUCCAGAAUACCUUUGCACCUUCCUUGUUGCUGGAGGGGUUUCAACAUUUGCACUUCUAAAGACUAGCUCAAAGACUAUCAACAAGCUAGCACAUCCAAAUGCUCCACUUGGAUAUGGGCUGUGUUUCUUGAACCUUGCUUUUGAUGGAUUUACUAAUGCAACCCAGGAUUCCUUAAAAGCUAGGUACCCGAAAACAAGUGCUUGGGGUAUUAUGUUGGGCAUGAAUUUAUGGGGAACCAUAUACAAUAUGAUUUACAUGUUUGCAUGGCCCAGUGGCAGUGGAUAUGAGGCGGUUCACUUUUGCAAACAGCAUCCAGAGGCAGCAUGGGAUAUUUUUCUGUAUUGCUGCUGUGGUGCUGUGGGACAGAAUUUUAUCUUCUUGACCAUAAGCCGGUUUGGCUCCUUGGCUAACACCACCAUCACUACCACUCGCAAAUUCGUUAGCAUUGUGGUAUCUUCACUAUUGAGUGGGAAUCCCCUUUCAACUAAGCAAUGGGGGUGUGUUUCUAUGGUAUUCUCUGGAUUAUCAUACCAGAUCUACCUCAAGUGGCAGAAGUUGAAGAGAUUGCAGAAGAAAAAGAAAGCCACGUGA
This is a messenger RNA of Lathyrus sativus (Indian pea), 999 nucleotides long. The record is from the annotation of a GenBank genome assembly. NCBI's taxonomy places the organism in Eukaryota, Viridiplantae, Streptophyta, Magnoliopsida, Fabales, Fabaceae.